Macroventuria anomochaeta is the source of this 760-nucleotide messenger RNA. Its product is annotated as YjgF-like protein. Lineage: Eukaryota; Fungi; Ascomycota; Dothideomycetes; Pleosporales; Didymellaceae. The transcript has a single exon. The record is from RefSeq and is a predicted model, not a curated record. Bases 284 to 721 code for a protein of 145 amino acids.
UUGUCGAAGUGCAGUGUUUACAGUGGGUUUGCAGAGUGGAGCAAGAACGAUGGAACAACGUGUGACGUCGAUGAUAGCUCACUUGCUGGUCAAGGCGCUGAUGGCUCAGACUUCAGCAUGUGUACCGCGGCAAGUUUACGCGAGCUACACCAAAUGUACCCCUCAAAUACCAAGACAUUGAUCCAUAAGCAAACGCCUUGGACGUUGAUUCGAAAGCAGCUCCGAAUCGUUGAUAUUUAAGUCUUGCAGCAGUUUCGAUUCUAUUCAAUUGAUUUCAGUCACCAUGUCAAACGACAACAAACCCCAAGCCUUCAAUCCUCCCGGGGUCCACGAACCACCACCCUCUUACAAGCAUGUCUGCAUAACACCAAUUCUACCAACUUCCAAAUUCAUAACUCUUGCCGGACAGACAGGCGAUUACAAAGCCUCUUGGAUCGAGCAAGUAAAGGGAGCAUACGAGAACGUCAAGAAGUGCUUGGAAGCAGCUGGUGCAAGCCCACGAGAUAUCGUCCAUGUACGGCACUACAUUGUCAAUGAUUCCGGCGACGCAGACUUGAACAAGGAGCAUGUUGUUGAACGAGGAUGGGCGCCGCUUUGGAUCGAGUUUAUGGAUCAGCACGGAAAUGGUCACAAGCCACCUGACACGGUUUUGGGGGUUGCAAGUCUGGCUCUGAAGGGGUUAUUGUACGAGGUGGAAGUCUGGGCAAUUGUGCAUGGAUAGUCUGAGUGCAAAGCUCAUUUGGUAUCAUGCAAGGAGCCA